Oryctolagus cuniculus (rabbit) is the source of this 790-nucleotide messenger RNA. The record is from RefSeq and is a predicted model, not a curated record. NCBI's taxonomy places the organism in Eukaryota, Metazoa, Chordata, Mammalia, Lagomorpha, Leporidae.
GCUCCUGCGCAGGCGCACACGAGGUGGGGUGCCCGGCCUGGCAUGGCGGGCAAACGGUAACUGCAGGGUGCAAGCCCCCUUGGCCUUGGGCUCGGGGAUGCCUCGGCUCUUCUGUUUGUGGCUUGGGCUCCUACUGAUUCGGUUCUCCCGUGAGCUGACACAGGACUUAAGCAGAGCCAGGAAGCUGUGCGGCCGGCAUCUGCUGAAAGAAAUAGUCAAACUCUGUGGCCAUGGUAACUGGAGCCAGUUCCAUUUCCAAGAGGAAACCCCUUUGGCAGAGCAGAUUUCCCAGGCGUCGGGAAACACGGACGCCUUCUUCCCUGCCCAGUCUGAAAGCUCUCAUGCCUCUCUUCCGGCAUGGGGGGGAGGUGUAAACCCAGCAGUCUUACCUACUACUGUCUCUCAGGAAGAAGCAAUACACAAUUUGGAGAUGCAGUCACUGCCUGAGUAUCAAUACAAAAAAGCCAGCUCACCUCCUCAUGAAAUAAGAGCAUUUUCUUCCUCUCCUGAUAUUAAUCCAGAUAUUCACAAGAGCAUAAAACUUCAGAAGAAAAGUACAAACAAAAUUAAAACCAUAAGCAGUUUGUUUUGGGGAAAUCAUCCCCAAAGAAGACGCAGAGGAUACUCAGAUAAGUGUUGUCUGAAAGGAUGUACAAAAGAAGAACUAGGCAUUGCAUGUCUUCCCUAUAUUGAUUUCAAAAAUUUAAAAGUGCCAGCACUUGGGACUGAAAUAUUCUAACCAUCAUAGGAAUUAUACUAAUUUAAUAAAAUACUAGCAUAUUUAUUUCAC